Molecule: messenger RNA, 1933 nt
Organism: Cryptomeria japonica (Japanese cedar)
Lineage: Eukaryota; Viridiplantae; Streptophyta; Pinopsida; Cupressales; Cupressaceae
Exons: 4
Coding region: 15-1328 (437 amino acids)
Molecular function (GO): protein binding
Source: RefSeq, a predicted model, not a curated record
GACACACUAUUGAUAUGAAUAAUGUCUCUUGCUAUUUAGGGGGAGAGCCAAUUUUGUGUUGUAGGAAAACAAUGGAUUUGCUGCGCGCUGCAUAUUCAGAUGAUAACAGUGAAUAUGAAAAAGAUUUUUCAAAUGAUAAUAAAAAAAUAUUGCCUGUAGCAGGAAAUAAGAAUACAGAGAGAAGAAAAGUAUGGGAGGAGAGCAAUGUUGAAUGUAAUUAUGUGGCUGCUCCUUACAUUUCAAAGCGUCAGCGCAGGGAAGCACAGACGUCUGAUACUCCUUCCACGACAAGACCAUCAGCUGUUGUCGGUAGCAUUUCAGAUUCAAAGGUGCCUUCUCAUAUUCGAACACAAUUGAGGCAAUUUGGAGAGGUUAAUGCACAUCAUAACAGGAUUCCAAAAGGACUCCCAAUAAGCCUUACAGGUCACACAAAAGCUGUAAAUGCUGUAGAAUGGUCACCAACUCAUGGACAUCUUCUUGCUUCAGGAGGAAUGGAUCAUAUUGCUUACAUUUGGAAUGUUUGGAACAGAGAGGGCCAGAAUAAAGCUUGUGUGUUAAGUCAUCAUAAUGCGGCAAUUAAAGAUCUUCAGUGGUCAAAGCAAGGACUUCAUCUGCUUACAUGUGGCUAUGAUCAAACUUCCCGACUUACAGAUGUUGAGACUUCUAGUCAAGUACAAGUGUUCCGUGAGGAACAAGUUGUAAGUGUUGUGAAAUUUCAUCCACAAGAAUUCCACCUAUUUUUAUCAGGUGGAUCAAAAGGUACUAUAAGGCUUUGGGACAUCCGAAUGAGCAAGGUAAUUCGUGAGUAUUUGAGGGGUCUUGGCCCAAUCAUGGAUAUUGAUUUCAGCUAUGAUGGGAAGAAUUUCAUAUCCUCCAGUGAUAAUUCUCAGACAAAUUGCAGUGAAAAGUCUAUUGUUGUUUGGGAUUUCCAAACCCAAGUUCCUUUAUCAAAACAAGUCUAUGUGGAAGCAUAUACUUGCCCAUCAAUUCGCUAUCAUCCUGUUGAAAAUAGCUUUGUUGCUCAAUCAAAUGGUAACUAUAUUGCAAUAUUCUCAUCUACUCCACCAUUUAAGUUGAACAAGUAUAAACGGUUUGAAAAGCAUGAAGUUUCAGGCUUUCCAAUUCAAUGUAACUUCAGUCAGGAUGGUGAACUUCUGGUUACUGGUUCGGCAGAUGGUUGUAUAUAUUUCUAUAGUUAUAAAUCAUCAAAACUUCUAAGGAAGAUGCAUGUGUAUAAACAUGCAUCUACUGAUGUUGUUUACCAUCCCUUAUUACCUUCAGUGGUUGCAUCCUGCAGCUGGAAUGGUGAGGUAUCAGUAUUUGAAUAAAUUUGAGAAAAUUUUGUUCUCCAAAUCAUCAGAAUAUAUGAAGAGUUAAGAAGUUUUAGUGUAUGUAUGGUUUGCAUAAUAAUAAUCACAGAUGGGAAUCUGUCAUAAUUCAUGCUGAUAUGUAGAUGGCUCAAGGAAAAGCAUAAGAGGCUUGCAAAUUAAUUGAUACCGUUUAUUUCAUUCUAUUAAGAAUUGGUGAGAGGGAUGAUUCUAAAAAAACUGUGUAUAGAUGUAAUUUUGGCACUCUAAUAAUUUAAUCAUCCUCAAAUUCAGGGCUGAAGAUAUGGCAAGUUGUUACACUUCUCUGAGGUUUAGCUUUGUAGGACAAAUCAUGCAGAAGUUAGAACUGAGAAACAAAUAGAUCUGAUCUAUGUGAGUUGUACAUGUGGGUAAUUUAAUUUGGUGGGCUUCAUCAAUUCAGCAUCUCAAGUACAUUGACUAAGCCGAUGGGCAUAUUGUGACCAAAAUGUUAUUUACAAGCUCAAAUUUAUUGUAGCGGCAAAAAGGCAUGUUUUCAUAUUCGAAUUCUACUAAUUGAAAAAGAUGAACUUUUCCUACGAACGCUAGGGAGUUUGCCCUAAGAUAAGAGUGACAAUAAAUAUGAG